AUGCCGCAACGCCCGGCUCUUUCGGACGUCAGCAACCGUGCUGGCGUCGCGAGAGACCACGUUAUCCCAGAUGGCGCCGUCAAAUUGGCACCUGGUCACAACGGCCUGCGUGCUCAGCACACCAAAAGCAUGACCCGCCUCCGCGAUGCCCGAUCCCGGUCAACGACCCAGGAAGGACUGCCAGGACCAACGCGUUCCAUCUCAGAACAGCGCAAUCUUGCGUCUGGCGGCGUUCAGUCCAUGGACGUCGAAGCGCCGCGACUCUUGCCGCCGUUCCAAAGCUCCGCGUCUGUCAAGGCGGGCAUCAACAGCGAGGCAGGGAGCAGCAGACUGCAGCAAGAUGCAGAGAUCUACGACCUUGCCGCCUCUCAGCACGACGACGAUGUCAUUGACGAGGACGACAUGUCGGACGUCGAUUCGACCUCGAGCAGCGAUGAGGAUACCGCAGAGGACGCCGGCGUAGACCAGGCCAACUGGCUCGAGUCGGAGCGUCUCGACGCAGGCGGACGACCCGAAAGCGUCACCUCGGCAGAAGACGGUGACUUGCUUGACUUCAACUUUGAUCCAGAAGGGCUCGUUUCGUUGCAUCCAGAGCUCGAGGAAGCAGCGCGGCGCAAGGUAGCCUCGAUCAAGUCUCGUUACCUGGAGGAAGUCAUCCAGCCCCGCGCAGUGCUCGCCCAAGCUCAACGUGCAGAGGCGGUCGCCGCUGGUCAGCUCUCGGCAGACCUGGCUGCGCACGAAGAUGAGCUGAUCGUCAUGGGCCUCGAUCCAGAGGAGGUGCGCGACACCAGCAUGAUGGCCGAGUACUCGAACGAAAUCUUCAGCUACAUGGCGCGCUGCGAACGCGAGACCAUGGCCAAUCCCAACUACAUGGAGUUCCAGAGCGAGAUCCACUGGCACAUGCGUGCAACGCUCGUCGAUUGGCUCUUGCAGGUCCACAUGCGCUACCACAUGCUCCCCGAGACGCUCUGGAUCGCCAUCAACGUGGUCGACCGCUUUCUCAGUGUGCGCGUGGUCAGCCUCGCCAAGCUGCAGCUCGUCGGUGUCACCGCCAUGUUCAUCGCCGCCAAGUACGAAGAGAUCUUGGCGCCCAGCGUCAAGGAGUUCGUCUACAUGACGGAAGGCGGAUACUCGCAGGAGGAAAUCCUCAAGGGAGAGCGUAUCAUCCUUUCGACGCUCGACUUCAACAUCUCGUCGUACUGCUCGCCGUACUCGUGGGUGCGCAAGAUCUCCAAGGCCGACGACUACGACAUCCGCACGCGCACGUUGUCCAAGUUCUUGAUGGAGCUUGCGCUGCUCGAUCAUCGCUUCUUGCGUGCUCGACCGAGCCUGGUGGCAGCUGUUGGCAUGUUCCUGGCAAAGAAGAUGCUCGGAGGCGAGUGGGACGAUGCGUUCGUCUACUACUCUGACUUUACCGAGGAGCAGCUGGUGCCCGGAGCGAACCUGUUGCUAGAGCGUUUGCUAGAUCAGGGCUUCGAGGAUCAGUUUGUGUACCGCAAGUACUCAAACAAGAAGUUCCUCAAGGCCAGCGUGUUCGCCCGCGAUUGGGCCUUCCAGAACCACGAGGCGCUGCUCGCGGCAGCGGCGGCGGCGGCGGCGGCGGCAGCGGUAGCAGGCCAGCAGGCGCAAUAG
Pseudozyma hubeiensis SY62 is the source of this 1632-nucleotide messenger RNA. RefSeq lists its product as hypothetical. The coding region runs from base 1 to 1632 and encodes 543 amino acids. The record is from RefSeq and is a predicted model, not a curated record. Gene Ontology annotation, biological process: G2/M transition of mitotic cell cycle; regulation of cyclin-dependent protein serine/threonine kinase activity. Lineage: Eukaryota; Fungi; Basidiomycota; Ustilaginomycetes; Ustilaginales; Ustilaginaceae. Gene Ontology annotation, molecular function: cyclin-dependent protein serine/threonine kinase regulator activity. Gene Ontology annotation, cellular component: cytoplasm; nucleus; cyclin-dependent protein kinase holoenzyme complex. The transcript has a single exon.